This is a messenger RNA of Anopheles aquasalis, 466 nucleotides long. It is a transcript of the gene ND-MNLL, whose product is annotated as NADH dehydrogenase (ubiquinone) MNLL subunit. Gene Ontology annotation, cellular component: mitochondrion; respiratory chain complex I. The record is from RefSeq and is a predicted model, not a curated record. NCBI's taxonomy places the organism in Eukaryota, Metazoa, Arthropoda, Insecta, Diptera, Culicidae.
CUGAUGUGGUGUAAUCAGCGAGUUCGCCAUUAAAUGAUUCGCCAGUUCUGGAGUAGAUACAAGGUUUGCAUCAUCUUCCCGGCUCUUUCGCUCGGUGCAAUUUGGUCCGAUUACAACUACACCAGGCAGUGGAAGAAGCGGCAGCUCUUGGAGCAGCAAAAUCAACAGCAACAACUCGAGCUUCAGUAGUCCUGCACCGGAACCAACAAUCACGAUGAUUUUCGGACUGAACAAAAGCUACCUGUGGGGCGUGUUGCCGCUGAUCGGCUACGGAUUCGGCAUGUUCCUGGACAACAAGGAAACGGAGCGGAUGACGCUGUUCCGCGACAAGAGCGCUCUGUACGGGCGCGUGCUGAAGGAAGGCGAGAAACCAUCCUGGCCCUGAACGCCCGGUGCGCACGUUGUGCCCCGCUAAUGCCGUUAUUAUGUUAGUAAUGAGAAUAAACUGAUAUUUGGUUUCAUUCAA